GACCAAUCAGAAGCCGGGCCAGGAGGAAAUAUAAACCCAGCAGCGUGGCUUGGAGACGUAUUCUGAACCAGCAAGACACGUAAACGUCAUAUAGCUGUUCGAGUUUUGAUCGAUUUUUAUCGCAAGCAAACCCACUACUAACCUUCAAGAUGCGCGAAUGUAUCUCAAUCCACGUCGGACAAGCCGGAGUCCAAAUCGGUAACGCUUGUUGGGAGUUGUACUGCCUUGAGCAUGGCAUCCAACCAGAUGGUCAAAUGCCAAGUGACAAGACCAUUGGUGGAGGCGACGACUCUUUCAACACUUUCUUCAGCGAAACCGGAGCAGGGAAACAUGUCCCAAGAGCCGUCUUCGUUGAUCUUGAGCCAACUGUUGUUGAUGAGGUCCGAACCGGUACCUACCGUCAACUCUUCCACCCUGAGCAGUUGAUCACCGGCAAAGAAGAUGCAGCCAACAACUACGCCCGUGGUCACUACACCAUCGGUAAGGAGAUCGUCGACCUCGUCCUCGACAGGAUCCGAAAGCUCGCCGAUCAGUGCACCGGCCUCCAAGGUUUCCUCAUCUUCCACUCAUUCGGAGGAGGCACCGGAUCCGGAUUCACCUCUCUUCUUAUGGAGAGACUUUCCGUCGAUUACGGCAAGAAGUCGAAACUUGAGUUCGCUAUCUACCCAGCACCCCAGGUUUCCACCGCUGUUGUUGAGCCGUACAACUCCAUCCUUACCACCCAUACCACCCUUGAGCAUUCCGACUGCGCCUUCAUGGUCGACAACGAAGCUAUCUACGAUAUCUGCAGACGUAACUUGGACAUUGAGAGACCAACCUACACCAACUUGAACCGACUUAUGGGACAAAUCGUUUCUUCCAUCACCGCUUCCCUGAGAUUCGAUGGUGCUUUGAACGUCGAUCUUACCGAGUUCCAGACCAACUUGGUGCCAUACCCACGUAUUCACUUCCCAUUGGCCACAUACGCUCCAGUCAUCUCGGCAGAGAAGGCAUACCAUGAACAACUCUCUGUUGCCGAAAUCACCAACGCUUGCUUCGAGCCAGCCAACCAGAUGGUGAAAUGCGACCCACGUCACGGCAAAUACAUGGCGUGCUGCAUGUUGUACAGAGGUGACGUCGUCCCCAAGGACGUCAACGCCGCUAUUGCAACCAUUAAGACCAAGAGAACCAUCCAGUUCGUCGAUUGGUGCCCAACUGGUUUCAAGGUCGGUAUCAACUACCAACCACCAACCGUCGUUCCAGGUGGUGACUUGGCCAAGGUACAACGUGCCGUCUGCAUGUUGAGCAACACCACUGCUAUUGCAGAGGCAUGGGCUCGUCUUGACCAUAAGUUCGACUUGAUGUACGCCAAACGUGCUUUCGUCCACUGGUAUGUCGGUGAAGGUAUGGAGGAAGGCGAGUUCUCUGAGGCUCGUGAGGAUUUGGCAGCCCUUGAGAAAGAUUACGAAGAGGUUGGUGUCGAUUCCGUUGAGGGCGAAGGCGAGGAAGAAGGAGAGGAAUAUUAAACUCCCCAAUAAAACCCCACUCAUCGAUAUCUUAUAUAUUUUAACACUUGGUGACUUCUACUUUCAAAUUACUUCUUCAUAUACCUUCAGGUUAUGCGAUAAAACUUUCGAAAUAAAAGUGGGGAAACGAUAAA
Molecule: messenger RNA, 1639 nt
Organism: Ciona intestinalis (vase tunicate)
Lineage: Eukaryota; Metazoa; Chordata; Ascidiacea; Phlebobranchia; Cionidae
Source: RefSeq, a predicted model, not a curated record